CAAAUUUUACAAUGGAUUCCAUGAAAGGACAAGGAGGCAUUCAGAUGCUUCUAACUGCAGAACAGGAAGCCCAGCAAAUUGUAACUGCUGCUAGAAACUUGAAAAUGACAAGGUUGAAGCAGGCUAAAGAUGAGGCUGAGAGAGAAGUAGCAAAUUAUCGUUCAUAUAUGGAUACAGAAUAUCAAAAUAAAAUUUCCACGACAAGUGGGAGCUCUGGAUCAACUGCAAAACAGCUUGAAGUGGAAACAGACAAGAAGAUUAAAAAUUUGAAGGAGACGUCAUCAAGGGUAUCACCAGAAGUUGUUGGGAUGCUCAUCAAGUAUGUCACUACUGUCAAAACUUGAUGCAUCAUGCAUCGAGGUUAGUACUCUGCAAUUA
Molecule: messenger RNA, 378 nt
Organism: Camellia sinensis
Lineage: Eukaryota; Viridiplantae; Streptophyta; Magnoliopsida; Ericales; Theaceae
Product: V-type proton ATPase subunit G 1
Biological process (GO): proton transmembrane transport
Cellular component (GO): vacuolar proton-transporting V-type ATPase, V1 domain; vacuolar proton-transporting V-type ATPase complex
Molecular function (GO): ATP hydrolysis activity; proton-transporting ATPase activity, rotational mechanism
Source: RefSeq, a predicted model, not a curated record